Messenger RNA from Talaromyces amestolkiae, 801 nucleotides. RefSeq lists its product as uncharacterized. Gene Ontology annotation, molecular function: oxidoreductase activity. The record is from RefSeq and is a predicted model, not a curated record. The transcript has 2 exons. NCBI's taxonomy places the organism in Eukaryota, Fungi, Ascomycota, Eurotiomycetes, Eurotiales, Trichocomaceae. Bases 1 to 801 code for a protein of 266 amino acids.
AUGAUGAAACUCCCCCAGCCGAUCCCGGAUCGCCUCAACGGCAAAACCGCGCUAAUCACCGGUGCGGCUGGCAACAUCGGCUUCGAGACAGCCCGUCGCUUUUUAGCUGAAGGCGCAAAAGUGUCGCUGAUUGACAUUCAAGAGUCUGCUCUGACUGAAACAAUUAAAAAACUGCAAGAUGCGUUUCCAGACGACGAGACGCUCACUGAACGCAUAUUAACGAUACAGGCGGAUGUCACGGAUCAGCCUGAUGUAGAGAGAUUUGUGAGGCAGACUGUUGAGCGGUUUGGCGGGUUGGAUACGGCGUUUUUCUGUGCGGGGAUAUCGUAUUCGUCAACGAGUAUACUGGAUACAGAUGAUGAGUUGUGGGAUAAGGUUAUUAGAGUGAAUACUCGAUCGGCCUUUUUGGGCAUUAAAUACGCCGGUCGCAUCAUGCGCGACUCUGGCAAGGGCGGCAGUAUCAUCCUGGCCUCAUCCAUCGCCGGUCUGCGCGCUACGCCUGGAUUGUGCGCCUACUCGAGCGCCAAGUACGCGCUGAGAGGAUUAUGUCUGACUGCCGCCGCUGAGCUCGGUCAACACCAGAUCAGAGUAAACACCGUGCACCCCUGUGGGGUAAAUACACCUAUGUUCCAGGCUACUUGGCCGCCCGAGAAGAUGAAGCAGAUGUUGUCGACGGUGCCGCUGGGAAGGUGGGCUGAGGUUGAGGAUGUGGCUGCUUUGGUAGCGUUUUUGGCGAGUGACGAUGCGCAAUUUCUGACGGGGGGUGCGCUUAAGGUGGAUGGGGGGAUUGUUUCUUCUUAG